CCCGAAAUCUCAUUCAAUCCGUCCGGCCGCUCCAUUCCGAUUCAGACUGAUCCUCUGUGUUUCUGACAUUAUAACGGUCACGUGACCGCCGAUGUGGUACUGUUAUUGGCCCGGGAGGUUUCGUCUCUCUGGACACAUUCAAUUGUUCGUGCGGUGUUGAGUGAAAAUGGCCGUCGCCAGUGCUGCAUAGUAUAUACUCCACUCUGCUGUCCCCAUUGUUUCGGAUUGUGGCACCCCCCUCUGCACCCCGGGUUGCGAGCGGUCUCCAAAGAUGCCGAGCGCUUCCUUCACCGCCUCCAGGUCGUGCGUGAGGAGGUCCCGAAGGAAAGGUGCCAACAGGAUACCCACACCUUCGAGAACAACCUCUGCAGAACCAUGUGAACCGUCGUGUCCGAUCCCGAACCAGAACAUUCCAGCGCCGUUGGCGCCGGCCAGUGGCUCCUCGUCGGCGAUGGCGCCGAGCACCAGCAGCAGCACAGUGCCCGCCCACCAUUCGCCAUACGAUCUUCGUCGCAAGUCGCCGUCCCAUCACGAGGGCGGUCCCAGUACCAGCGCCGCGACUGCCGGUUCGCCGACUUCUCCAGCCACGCCCACGGCCCCCGCUCAGGUUUGCUACGCCUCCACGAUGUUACCAGCAAGGAAGAGGCCCCGUCGGACCUUCUCCACCUCGUACGAAAAUUGCACCGCCACAGCUGCACACUACUUGCAGUACGAACUUCCCGAUGAAGUAUUGCUCACGAUAUUCAAUUACCUCCUCGAGUUGGAUUUAUGCAGGGUCAGUCAAGUGUGCAAGCGAUUCCAGGCGAUUGCAAAUGACACUGAAAUUUGGAAACGUUUAUAUCAGAGCGUAUACGAGUAUGACUUGCCAUUGUUCAAUUCGGCUCCGUGCCGUUUCGAGUUCGUCAGCCCCGAAGAAUCGGAUCUGGCCAACCCUUGGAAGGAGUCCUUCCGACAACUGUAUCGUGGUAUCCACGUCAGACCCGGCUACCAGGAUCUGACUUUCAAAGGACGCAAUUUAUGUUAUUUUAAUUCGGUUCAAGGAGCUUUAGAUUAUGCAGAUGAGCGAAGCGCCGCAACAAGCGGUACUAAUUAUUCAGGUACAUGCACCAAUACCCAUUCUUCCGAACCCACCAAUCAAGGGGCUCUUAUAUUCUUGCACGCCGGGACGUAUCGCGGUGAAGUACUGGUAAUUGACUCGGACAUUUCACUGAUCGGCGCAGCCCCGGGGAACGUCGCGGAAUCCGUUAUAUUGGAGCGCGAAUCCGAAUCGACACUGAUGUUCGUCCAAGGGGCAAAACAAGCAUACGCAGGUCAUCUAACAUUGAAGUUCUCACCGGACGUUACAUCUACGGUGCCACAUCAUAAAUAUUACUGUUUGGAGGUCUUUGAAAACUGCAGCCCCACAAUCGAUCACUGCAUCAUCAGAAGCACGUCUGUAGUGGGCGCCGCUGUCUGCGUUAGCGGAGUUGGUGCGAAUCCCGUCAUCCGACACUGCGGUAUAUCGGACUGCGAGAACGUAGGUCUUUACGUAACUGAUUACGCGCAGGGAACCUACGAGGAUAACGAGAUUAGCCGCAACGCUCUAGCUGGGAUUUGGGUGAAAAACUAUGCCAAUCCUAUAAUGCGGCGGAACCACAUUCACCAUGGACGCGAUGUUGGUAUAUUUACCUUCGAUAACGGCCUGGGCUAUUUUGAAGCGAACGAUAUUCACAAUAAUCGAAUUGCUGGAUUCGAGGUGAAGGCGGGGGCAAAUCCGACUGUGGCGCACUGCGAGAUUCAUCAUGGGCAGACGGGAGGUAUUUACGUGCAUGAAAAUGGGCUUGGACAAUUCAUCGACAACAAGAUUCAUUCAAACAACUUCGCCGGAGUGUGGAUCACAUCGAACAGCAAUCCGACGAUCAGGCGUAACGAGAUCUACAAUGGUCACCAGGGUGGUGUCUACAUAUUCGGUGAAGGUCGUGGUCUGAUCGAGCACAAUAACAUCUAUGGAAACGCGCUGGCUGGUAUCCAGAUACGCACCAACAGUGAUCCUAUUGUGCGACACAACAAGAUCCACCAUGGUCAGCACGGUGGAAUUUACGUACACGAGAAAGGGCAAGGCCUUAUUGAAGAGAACGAAGUGUACGCAAAUACUCUUGCUGGAGUAUGGAUCACGACGGGUAGUACUCCGGUCCUGCGACGUAACAGAAUUCAUUCCGGAAAGCAAGUGGGCGUCUACUUCUACGACAACGGACACGGAAAGCUAGAGGAUAACGAUAUUUUUAACCAUCUAUACUCGGGCGUACAGAUCCGAACUGGCAGCAAUCCGGUCAUCCGCGGUAACAAGAUCUGGGGAGGCCAGAAUGGAGGUGUUCUCGUCUACAACGGCGGCCUCGGUCUGCUGGAGCAGAACGAGAUCUUCGACAACGCUAUGGCCGGAGUCUGGAUCAAAACCGAUUCCAAUCCAACGCUGAAGCGUAACAAGAUCUUCGAUGGAAGGGACGGCGGUAUAUGCAUUUUCAAUGGCGGCAAGGGCAUCCUCGAGGAGAACGAUAUCUUCAGAAACGCGCAAGCAGGUGUGCUCAUCUCCACACAGAGCCAUCCCAUCCUGAAGCGAAACAGAAUCUUCGACGGUCUCGCCGCUGGAGUAGAGAUCACCAAUAAUGCUACGGCCACCCUCGAGUUCAACCAGAUUUUCAAUAAUCGUUUCGGAGGUUUGUGCUUGGCCAGCGGAGUGCAGCCCAUCGUCCGAGGUAACAAGAUUUUCAAUAAUCAAGACGCAGUGGAAAAGGCUGUCGCAAACGGGCAAUGCCUGUAUAAGAUAUCUAGUUAUACAUCAUUUCCCAUGCACGAUUUCUACCGAUGUCAGACGUGCAACACGACAGAUCGCAACGCAAUCUGCGUCAACUGCAUUAAGACUUGCCAUGCCGGACAUGACGUCGAGUUUAUUAGACACGACAGAUUUUUCUGUGAUUGCGGCGCUGGGACAUUAACAAACCAAUGUCAGUUGCAAGGUGAACCAACCCAAGAUACCGACACACUUUACGAUUCUGCAGCCCCGAUGGAAUCGCACACGCUCAUGGUGAAUUAGUAUUAAGACACACCAAACCCAACACAAAGCUAUUUAUAUAUAUAUAAUAUAUAUAUAUUAUAUUUCAAGUUACACCAAUUUUUACGGAUUGCAGCUGGUAACCAAGUGUUUAAAAGUUGACGUCUAUUACAUAAAGUUAUUUAUAUCUAUAACUAUCUAUAUCCAAAAAAAAGAGGAAAAAAAAAACAGGUUUAUAUAUGAAAUUGUGAGUGUGAUUUUGUUUUGAAGUGGGUUUUGAUCAGUGCUUCACGUGAAGAGAAGGGACAAUUUCAUUUUUUACACGAUGGAAACACUUUACUUACGUUGUGAUCGUAGUGUCUGUCAUUAUUUCUCUCUUAAUAUUUUAAGUAGACGUGCGAGAUGUUUAGGGUGACUUGCGUAUGCUUUGCAGAAGAUCGUAGUAUGCAAUAUAAAAAUAAUAAUAAUAAUUAUAAUAAUAUAAUUAACGAUACAUUACACGACUGAUUUUCUUUUCUGUUUAUUUUAAUUUGUUUUUUUUUUUCUACAUUUUGGGCAUACGUUUUAUAUGUGGACAAUCAAAUGCAGGCUUCCAGAAUCAAAUUAAUAGUAAAUGCUGAUCCAACAAACCAGAGGCAGGCAGAUCAGACUAAAGGAACAAAAUUUGUUGUUUCUAAUCGAAAAAAAGAACUCCAAUUGCAUUUGUUUAAUUUUGCUACAAUAGAAAUACGGGAUUCCUCUCAUUGCACAGCUACUUCUAAAUGAAAAAUUAUAUUUUUCAGAGGCGGUUAAAAUUAUUAUUAUUGAAUCUCAUUGUGUGUAUGCCUGAGUAAUUUCGUCUUGAAGAUCUGCACGAAAGUGUGAUCUUCUUGCGCAUUCUUAUAUGCCGUUGGAGUAAAUGUGAUGAAUGAGGUGCGUCGGAGUGCCGCGAAGUUCAUCGAAUCAAGUCUAAAAUUUCAAUAUUGAUAAGUUUGUUUCGUUUGACGAUUUUCGCUCGCCCAGCUCCAUUUCAACACUUGCAUUUUAUUGCAACGCAAAAAUUCGUUGGGCUUCGCUCACACAUCCGUUUUGCACAAUAACCAAUCGUUGCAAUUGUAAAACAUUAUAUAUAAAUAUUAUAUACAAUACGCCAA
Molecule: messenger RNA, 4161 nt
Organism: Nicrophorus vespilloides
Lineage: Eukaryota; Metazoa; Arthropoda; Insecta; Coleoptera; Silphidae
Gene: FBXO11
Product: F-box only protein 11
Exons: 9
Coding region: 272-3070 (932 amino acids)
Biological process (GO): ubiquitin-dependent protein catabolic process; regulation of apoptotic process; protein ubiquitination
Molecular function (GO): protein binding; zinc ion binding
Source: RefSeq, a predicted model, not a curated record